AUGCCUCGAUAUUUACUUUUUUUUGCUCAUGAACUCAUCGAAUUUCGUCUAUCUGAAUUAUUCAGUUUGGCUGAAAUGUUCGGUUUUCGUGAGAGUAUGACAAUUGAAAGAAAACCAGAUCAGGAUCCAUUUUUGUUAUGCACAUUUUCCAAUGUCGAUCAUCUCAAAUUAUAUUCAUCUCGAUCGGUUUUGUUAAAAUCUGCUUAUGAAUAUUGGACACAUGGAUCAUCAUUGACAGAUGUUGUUGAUAAAUUAACCGUACAUUCCGAUUGGCGUCCUAAAUUGAAUGAAACAUGGCGCAUACUUGUUCACGCUUUUCGAAAACAAUUUACACAACCAGAAAAAAUCCAACGAAUUGAUGCAUUCAGUGAUCGAUUAAAUAUACGAAAUAAAUUUUGUUUGAAUAAUAAAGCUGAUUGUACAGUAGGUCUCUUUGAAAACUAUGAAGAAGGAAGACUUGAACAACCAAACGAAGUUUUUGUUGGUAGAUGGAUAUGUGAUGGAGCACGUCAUUUAAUUGAAAAAUAUGAUGUUCGAAAACGUUAUUUUAUUGGUAACACAACAAUGGAUGCUACACUUUCAUUUGUUAUGGCAAAUAUGGCUCAAUGUCAAUCAAAUCAUAUUACAUUGGAUCCAUUCUGUGGCACAGGCGGAAUCCUUCUGGCUUGUGCUGAAUUUGGUAGUUAUGUUAUUGGUGGUGAGUUUGAUUGGCGUGUUUUAACAGCAAAAGCAAAACCAACAAAAGCUAAUACGAAACAACUUACUCGUAAUCCUGAUGAAAUGAUGCAUCGAAAUUUUUCUGAUUAUGGCACAUUAAACCGUUUUUUGGAUGUAAUUGGAUCUGAUUUUGCAUAUCCACCGUGGCGUCCAACAUUUUUCUUUGAUUCUAUUGUUUGUGAUCCACCUUAUGGUAUUCGUGAAUCAUCUCAACAUAAAAGUCGUCGUCGAACUGAUAAAACAGAUGAUGAUCAAAAUCCUGUGUCAGAAAAAUAUGAUUUAACAAAUAUAUAUGUUGAUCUAUUAAAUUUCGCUAAUGUUUAUUUACGUAUUGGUGGCCGAUUGGUUUUCUGGUUGCCAACACACAUAGUAACAUAUGAUGAAAAUUUACUACCAACACAUCCAUGUUUUACAUUAUUUUCUAAUGAUGAACAACAACUAAAUCGAACUGUUAGUCGAAGAUUAUUAACAUUAGUUAAAAUACGUGAAAGUAACAAUAAUGAAAAAGCUCAAGUGAAUGAAAAAUUAUUUAGUAAUUUUCGUGAUCUUUAUUUUACACCGAACACAAAAAUAUGGGAACAAUUAUAUAGUAACAAUACUAUAACUGAUUCUAUGGAUGUUUCAAAAGAACAAAAUCAUGAUGAAUGA
This is a messenger RNA of Rotaria sp. Silwood1, 1365 nucleotides long. The record is from the annotation of a GenBank genome assembly. Lineage: Eukaryota; Metazoa; Rotifera; Eurotatoria; Philodinida; Philodinidae.